AUCUUCUGGACAGAAUCUAUCCCUUCUCUCUCUCUCUCUCUCUCUAUAUAUAUAUACACGCUCCUCCUCUGUUUCUCACUCGAACCACAUCUCUCUCUCUCUCUCUCUCUCUCUCUCCGGCAGUCGUUCUCUCAGUCUCAGAUUCGUUCAGAAGAAAAGAAGGAGAAGAUGGGUCUGGUGGUGGUGAUCUCGCUGCCGCUGAUCCUGUUCUGCUUGCUGCUCGGCUUCGGGUGCUACUUCUUCGGACGAGCCCGGGGGAGGCAAGACAUCCGCACCAACCCCCAGGUGUACGGCACCCCGACCCCGCCCCCCGGCACUUUUGCUUCGCCGCCGCCGCCGUUCCCGCACUUCAAGCCGCCCCACCCCGACGAAAACGUCUGAACGCUCUCGACUCCUCCAUCCUAAGACAGAGCUCGUCUUGUGAAUUUCUCUUCGAAGUGGGGUUGCUUUUCUUUUUGCCUGAUUUUUUUGUAUUAUAUCGACAGCAUUUCCUUAUGAAAUUCUUUGUUGGGUAUAUAAGGGGCGGUUUGAGAUUGAGAUUGGUGUAUGAUAAGCAAGGAGCAUGUCGAGUGAGGUCGUGUGCUUGUGGAUUUGUGAUGUGAAAGUAUUAAACCUUGUGGAAACUACCAAGUGGGAAUAAAUUCAUCUUUAGAUUUGAAUUGGGUUAGGAAAUUGAAGGGUUUUCCAGCUUGAUUGAUUC
Eucalyptus grandis is the source of this 700-nucleotide messenger RNA. RefSeq lists its product as uncharacterized. Lineage: Eukaryota; Viridiplantae; Streptophyta; Magnoliopsida; Myrtales; Myrtaceae. The record is from RefSeq and is a predicted model, not a curated record. The transcript has a single exon. Bases 169 to 381 code for a protein of 70 amino acids.